This is a messenger RNA of Ipomoea nil (Japanese morning glory), 592 nucleotides long. Its product is annotated as 40S ribosomal protein S27-2. Gene Ontology annotation, biological process: translation; ribosomal small subunit assembly. Bases 106 to 366 code for a protein of 86 amino acids. Lineage: Eukaryota; Viridiplantae; Streptophyta; Magnoliopsida; Solanales; Convolvulaceae. The record is from RefSeq and is a predicted model, not a curated record. The transcript is spliced from 4 exons. Gene Ontology annotation, cellular component: cytosolic small ribosomal subunit; ribosome. Gene Ontology annotation, molecular function: structural constituent of ribosome; RNA binding.
CCUAGCUUUAUAAAUUCUAGUUUCAAUGUUUAACGCAGCUGUUCAGGCAUUCUUCCGAGUCUCCAUCUCUUCUUUCGUUUCAGAGUUCCGGUUUUCUUUCACGAAAUGGUUCUCCCAAACGAUAUCGAUUUGUUGAACCCUCCUGCUGAGCUCGAGAAGAAAAAGCACAAACUCAAGCGCCUCGUGCAGUCUCCCAAUUCUUUCUUCAUGGAUGUCAAGUGUCAAGGUUGCUUCAAUAUAACCACUGUGUUUAGCCACUCUCAGACUGUUGUGGUGUGCGGGAACUGCCAGACAGUAUUGUGCCAGCCGACUGGUGGGCGUGCCAGACUCACGGAGGGAUGCUCUUUCAGGAGGAAGGGUGACUAAAGGCUUGAUAUUGUCUCUUUUUUUGUUUGAAGUUUGAUAUAUUCCUAAAAUUUUGAAUUUUAAUGUGUAGUUUAUGUUGAGACUUGAGUUUUAGAUAAACGCUGUUAUAAAAUUAUGUGUUUGACAAAUUAUGUUUUUGAAUGAUAGAUUCUGUUUCGUCUAGCAAUGUGUGGCUCUAUUUUAUUUGGAGUUAAUAUAUAUUGUGAUUGCCAUUAUGUCUCUGUAA